AUGAAUCAGUUCGUAGCCUGUUCAAAACUGGUGUGUUACUUUACAAACUGGUCUCAGUACAGAUCAGGAACUGCAAGAUACCUUCCUGAAAAUGUGGACCCUAACUUGUGUACUCAUUUAAUUUAUGCUUUUGCUAUUAUCAACUAUGCCAAUAACAUUGCAGGCAGUGAGUGGAAUGAUGUCGUCCACUAUUCAACCUUCAAUGCACAUAAGAAACGAAAUCCACAGCUGAUAACCUUGUUGUCUGUCAGAGACCAGGACUCAAGUCAAUUCUCUAUUAUGUUAUCCAAGUGGAUAAACCGCCAGACUUUCAUCAAGUCUUCUAUUGAGUUUCUGAGGAAAUAUAACUUUGACGGACUGGAUUUGGACUGGGAAAUGAAAAACACUUCAGAGAUGCAUCCAGAAGAUAAGCUGAAAUUCACUCUUCUGUGCAAGGUUAAAACUAAACACAUUACAGAAAAUGAACUUCUGGAAGCAUUUGUAGCUGAAAGCCUGAACAGUGAUACAAGACUGAUUCUAACAGCAACUGUUUCCGCACAAAAAGAUGUUAUUGAAAGGAGCUACAUAAUUCCAGAGAUCUCAGAGUACUUGGACUUUAUUAAUGUCAAGACGUUUGACUUUCAUACAUAUAAAGAUGGCAUUGCAAGACAUCACAGUGCUUUGUACAGUGCCAUGAGUGAUGACAAGGAUAUCAAAUCAAACACUGAUUUUGCUCUGCAGUACUGGAGAUCUCAGGGAGCUCCUGCUGAGAAGUUGUUGAUGGGCUUCUCUACUUACGGACGCUCUUUUAUCCUCAACUCCUCUCAGAACGGAGUCGGAGCCCCAGCCAAUAAAUUUGCUUCUCCUGGACCUCAUACACAAGAGAUAGGCUUGUGGGCUUACUAUGAAAUAUGUCUUUUUCUAAAUGGUGGUGUGGUACAGUGGAUUGAAGACCAGAAAGUACCUUUUUCUGUGAAAGGCAAUGACUGGGUGGGAUUUGACAGUCUGAGAAGCUUCAAUAUUAAGACAAAAUAUCUACUGGAGCAUGGCUUCGGGGGUGCGUUUGUGUGGGCUCUAGACCUGGAUGAUUUUUCUGGAUAUUUCUGUGGACAGGGCACCUACCCUUUAGUCAACAGCCUUAAGAAAUCAUUAAUACAUGGAAUUGAAUCGUCUUCCUCCAUGACCAGCACCAACUUUUUCUUCAGUAUUUUUGCAACAGCUGGAAAAGGCUCUUUGCCAACACCGAUAUGUGUGAAGAUUGUCAGAUCUUUUUCAGCACAGCAAAGUCUGUUUUGUGCAAACAGAUCAGAUGGACUAUAUUACAGAACGAAUUCCCUCAACUCAUUUUAUAGCUGUAGUGAAGGAAUAACAAAUAUCACCUGGUGCACCCCGUUCCAUGCCAUUUCAAAUAAUUCUAGGAAAGUACAAUUAUCACUGAUGAUUAUUUUUAUUACAUUGGGGAGUGCAGGUUUCUUAACUAAAAUGCUGAUUUAGGAUUAAAGCAGAUGGAAAGACUUGUGCACUAGUGAAUAAUUAUGAUUGCUUUCGUCUUGAUUCUUUUGUUCUAAAACACCUUUAAAUGUAAUUUAAUUUGAACCAUUUCUACAGUGGCCAAGAGAAAUUUAAAAAACACAUGCAUUUACAAAAAACACCAGCAAAUUAACAAUAGAUAAACAAACAAUAAAUUAAGAAAAUGCCCACAAUUCUUGUUGGAUAUUAAAACUGUUUCUUAAACAAUUGUUUAAGCAAGUUUUAGCUACAUGUAAUGGAUAACAAAAGAUGUACUAGUGCAUGCAUUUCAUUGACAUAAUUUGUUUGUGUGUGUUUGUAGUUCAGCCUGAUAUCUUGAGGAAAUAUAAUUUUACAUAUUGUCAGAAAAGUGGCAAAUUAGUACUAAUGUAUACAAUUUUAUGUAUAUUAAUAUAAAUAAUCUUUAAAAGGAGACAUGUCCCCAAGCCCCAAACCAAUUGGAAGAUAAGCAAAUCCUUCUAAAAUGUAUGAAUAAAAUGCAAAUAUGAAUAAAAAAUAGCCUCUAAAUCAAAAAAAUAACAAAUCGAUUGUCUUGGUUUGUUUGAAAAUAAUACUUCAAAAAGAAAACUGCAACAUCUACACCUUACACUAUGCUGGUCAUCACUAUUAACAGGAUUAACACCCCCUUUAUCAGGUUGUUUAUAUGCAUCUACAAGUUUUUAUUAUACUCUUAAUAAAAAAAAACAUUCAGAACUGAUUGGUUAAACAAAUCAGAUUAUCACAGAUUCCCCUAUUUCAAUUCAAGUAUGUAGGUGGAUUUUGUACUAAAUUUGUUAGUAGUUAAUCUGACAGCAUCUGAGUCUUUGUUUGUUUUACCCAUGUGUAAAAUGCCCCAUGUAACACUAAUCUUGUGUUUGUUUGUCUGUUUAAAUUAUUUUAUAUUGUAUUUAUUUUGUUUGUAUUAUUCUUAACUCAAAUAUCUAAUAU
Messenger RNA from Danio rerio (zebrafish), 2436 nucleotides. The record is from RefSeq and is a predicted model, not a curated record. NCBI's taxonomy places the organism in Eukaryota, Metazoa, Chordata, Actinopteri, Cypriniformes, Danionidae.